AUGCCAUUUAUCAAACUGCGCGUCACUCAGUGGCUGAAAAGGAGAGAGCAUCGCGAGCUUGUUGAAGAAAUGGACACGACCCAGCGCAUACAACUGUUCGCGGCAGGCGCUACGAUUGACGAUGCAGACACGCAAGAUCUCGUAGAAGAGUUAAGAAUGCCUCCGUAUCGGUCGACGGUUGAAGACUAUGGAGAAGUUGUAAUUCAACAUGGUUUUCUAGUGAUGUUUGGCAUCGCGUUUCCGCUCGCAGCACUGAUUAACUUUCUCAACAAUAUGGCGGAAUGCCGCACGGACACAUACAAAAUGCUCGCCGUACACCAGCGACCGGAUGCUGAUGAUGCAGCGGACAUAGGAGGAUGGUUGCCCGUACUGAAAGUUUUGUCCACUGCAUCUAUCGUGACCACGGCUGCUCUCGUUACUAUUACGACGCCAGCACUUCAACUGGCUCUCCCGGAUUUUAUCGGUAACGUUGGUGAGCGGUAUCCAGCGGUCUCUUUCUUGAUUUUCGAACAUGUCCUGUUUUAA
Messenger RNA from Chondrus crispus (carragheen), 525 nucleotides. RefSeq lists its product as hypothetical. The coding region runs from base 1 to 525 and encodes 174 amino acids. Lineage: Eukaryota; Rhodophyta; Florideophyceae; Gigartinales; Gigartinaceae. The transcript has a single exon. Gene Ontology annotation, biological process: chloride transmembrane transport. The record is from RefSeq and is a predicted model, not a curated record. Gene Ontology annotation, molecular function: chloride channel activity.